UUGUUGGGGACAGUCGUAAACACGCGUUGUAGAGUGAACAAUAUAUCAUAUCAACCAGCGGUUUUUUCUGCCGAAUCAUUUGGUAAGAAUCACUUUUUUGUCCUGUAACAUUAGCACGCAAGAGAAAUCCUUUCGGAGAAAGUGGAACGUAAUGUUCCUCGGGCAAUUCGACAACACUACAUAAAACAGGUCAUUCAGCAGUAGAGGCGGUACGCCAGGAAUUAUAUUCCAAGAAUAAAAGCCAGGUGAAUUCUUCAAAGUUCAUCGAAAUCAGUCGUUCUUAAGCAGUCUACUCUAUCUCGUCAACAUCUCGAUCUGUGAAAAGUGGUUCAAAAUCAUUGGGACAAUGCGUAUUUUUUCGUUGGCCGCCGUCGCUUUGAGUUGCGUAUUUUCCACAAUUCAAGGUUUGCCCUUCAAACCAGUUGUGAAGUCAAGCGAGCGGAAGAGCUUCUUGCCUACGUGUUCUCUUUGUAAUCUUGCGGUCCACGGCAUCUUCCAGAGUUUCGAAAUCGGUCUUACGAAUGAAGACAUUGUUGAUAACAUCGCUUUGAUAUGUAUCAGUCGAAAUCUGUACGACGAAGAGAUUUGUCGAGGAGUAGCCACGGAUGCUAUUCCCACAGUGAGGUACAUCCACAACAAUUCACUAGCUGAUCCAGGUAACAUUUGCGGUAUUCUUAUGCAAGAAGCCAAUUGCACGUUUUCCGAUCGCGAAAAGUUAGAGUGGAGUAUUGCACCAAGUUUAAUACCCAAACCAGACAUAGUUCAACUUGACUCACCCCCGUCAGAUGCAUCGACGAUCAAAGUUCUCCAUUUGGCUGAUCCUCAUUGGGACCCAGAAUAUUUAGAGGGUUCCAACGCGAACUGUGGCAAGCCUCUCUGUUGUCGAGCAUCUUCGGGUCUAGUGGCUACAACUGACGAUGAGGCCGGUUAUUGGGGUGAUUAUAGAAAAUGUGACAUGCCUUGGAGGACUCUCGAGAACGCAGUGAAACACAUGUCAAAGCAUCACUCGGACGUCGCUUAUAUCAUAUGGACUGGCGAUCUCGUUCCGCACGACAUUUGGUCAACAACUCGUGAAGAAAACAUGCUUAUACAUGAAAGCUUACUUAAUUUGAUAAAAAAAUAUUUUCCCGACACACCAAUCUAUCCAACAUUGGGAAAUCAUGAUGCUCAUCCUGCCAAUACUUUCGCAACACCAGAGAUAACCGAUCAAGAUUUGGGUGCCGAAUGGCUGUACCAAGAUGCUGCUCGUUUGUGGACUAAAUUUGGGCUACCAGACGAAGUUUCCAAUACCGUUCGUCAUGGGGGCUAUUACACGACUUUAGUUCGACCGGGACUUCGCAUGGUUUCUCUGAACACCAACUAUUGCUAUACGUUUAACUGGUGGACGCUUACUUCCACAAAAGAUCCCGCGUCUAUUCUAAGUUGGCUUACAAAGAUCCUCGAAGAUGCAGAAGCAGCGCUUGAAAAGGUUCACAUCAUAGCCCACAUUCCUCCUGGUAAUGAAGAUUGCUGGGCCAUCUACAGCAGAGAAUUCGAGAGAAUAAUAAAUCGAUUCGAAUCGACCGUGGUUGCUCAAUUUUACGGACACACUCAUAAUGAAGAAUUCAAAUUAUUCUACGAUAAAGGAAACGCUACACGACCUAUUAAUGUAGCCUUCAUUGCCGGAAGUAUGACGAGUUUCACAGACCUAAGCCCGAGUUACAGAGUCUAUACGAUCGAUGGCGAACGCCCUGAUUCCAGUUGGAGGGUGUUGGAUUACAGUACGUGGAUGAUGAAUUUGACGUUAGCCAAUCUAAGGGGCCCUACGCAUUUACCAGAAUGGUUUGAAUUAUAUCAAGCGAAAAAAGAAUAUGCCCUGACAGAUUUAAAUCCCAAUACAGUGGAUAGCUUUUUCUCACGAAUGCUGGAUAAUGACGCACUUUUCCAGUUAUACUUCAAGAAUUACCAUAAGGCAGCUGAUAAAAUUAUCUCGAAAGGCUGUGAUGAAACGUGCCGGGAAACAAUUUUGUGUCGAUUAAUCACCAGUAAUAUCGCCGAACGAGAACGCUGUAACCAGAUCGAUCGAAAAAUAUUUAAAGAUUCUGUAGAAGCUGUUGCAGUUGCGCUUUAAAUGACACAACCUCUGACAUCUUACAAGUAUCGAACAAAAACCUAUUUUACGUGUAACAGGAUUUCUUUGCCCUGUCCUGUGUCGGCGUCUGGCCGAUUUGUGCUUACUUUGUGAGCAAGCUAAAAAGGGGUUGAUUCUAUGGUAUUUAAAUUGAAGCAUAAGUAUGCAACUAAUCGACAUUCUAAAUUACGCAGUGAAAUAUAUUCUUUUCGUAAAUAUAGAAA
Daphnia carinata is the source of this 2334-nucleotide messenger RNA. RefSeq names its product sphingomyelin phosphodiesterase-like. Bases 347 to 2110 code for a protein of 587 amino acids. NCBI's taxonomy places the organism in Eukaryota, Metazoa, Arthropoda, Branchiopoda, Diplostraca, Daphniidae. Gene Ontology annotation, cellular component: lysosome. The transcript has 9 exons. The record is from RefSeq and is a predicted model, not a curated record. Gene Ontology annotation, biological process: ceramide biosynthetic process; sphingomyelin catabolic process. Gene Ontology annotation, molecular function: acid sphingomyelin phosphodiesterase activity.